Messenger RNA from Monodelphis domestica (gray short-tailed opossum), 542 nucleotides. RefSeq names its product G protein subunit gamma 11 (gene GNG11). Gene Ontology annotation, biological process: G protein-coupled receptor signaling pathway. Gene Ontology annotation, molecular function: G-protein beta-subunit binding. Gene Ontology annotation, cellular component: heterotrimeric G-protein complex. Lineage: Eukaryota; Metazoa; Chordata; Mammalia; Didelphimorphia; Didelphidae. The record is from RefSeq and is a predicted model, not a curated record.
ACAAGCUGCCCAGCCCAGCCCUGGAAACUGCUUCCAGUGUGGUAGGGAGAGCGCUGGAGCCAGCAGGGUCGGUCCUGGAUUCAAAUUCUAUCCGGGCCCCUUCCUAGCUGGCUGACCCAGGCUCACAGGGGCCUCCCCUGGCUCUGGGCAGAGGGAAGAUGCCGGCGGUCCACGUGGAAGACCUGUCGGAGAAGGACAAGCUGAGGAUGGAGGUGGCGCAGCUGCGGAAGGAGGUGAAGCUGCAGAGGCAGCAGGUUUCGAAGUGUUCCGAGGAGAUCAAGCAGUACAUCGAGGCACACUGUGGCGAAGACCCGCUGGUGAAGGGCAUCCCGGAGGAUAAAAAUCCCUACAAGGAGAAGGCAGGCUGCACAAUCUCCUGAGCGGCUGUCGGGGCUGCCAGCCCAGGCCAGGGCGGCUCUGCUCAGACUUGGGACUCUCCAGAUCACUCUGCCCCUGGCAGCUCCACAGGCAGACCCUGGCCCCUGGGCUGCAGGAACCAGGCUCCCCUUUCUUUUCCUUCAAUAAAGCUCUUCCUCCCUUUU